CACACCUACACUUUAAACGCACGCACACAUGUAUGUUAUGAGUUAUGUAUGAUCAAGGUCAGUUUCGUCUUUUUCUCUUUUAUAUAUCUUCUUCCUCGCUCAUUUCUCUUUGCCUUAACCUCUCUCUGCUUUCUCCUUAGAAACUCUAUUUGCUUCUCUUGCAUUCCACUUCUGUGAGUUUCUCUAUUCUUCAGUUUUCGAGAUAUAUUCUUUUAGAGAUAAAACAAGAACGAGCAAAGCAAUAACAUGCGGUGGUGGUUGAGUCUUUCUGCUUAUGUUUUUCGUACACUAGUCUUCUGUCGUGUGAUUCUGUAAACUGAGAUCUUGCUUUAGACACAGCUCUUUUUCUUUGUGUGUGUAAUGGGGUGGUCUUCUUUUUUCUUCACAGUCCAUUGCUUUGUCCGCCAAAUUAUUUGAGAUACUCUGGUUUGUUAUUUUGGAUACUCUGUUUUGGUAAGGAAUCAGUUGGUGAGAAAGUAGUUAUGGUUUGUCAAUCAGCGGGACAGACAAGAUUUCGAACACUCAAACACGAACACGGUAUCUCAGGAAACAUAGUAGUUAGAGUCAUUGCAUGCUUUCAACCUCUCCAAGAUUGCCAGGCUGAAUAUUUUCGUCAAUUGUUGAAGCCCGUCACGUAGAGUAGCUGGAUAUUUCUCCUUCUUAUUUCAAGCCUUAGUUUCUUUUUUUAUUCAUUUAGUUGUUGAUUUGUUUAGUGUUGGAUGGGACAAGAUCGUGGUUUGUGGUUUCCUAGUCAGCGGUUGAGCUCAUUGACUUCCCUACCUCUGUCUCAUCUCGGGAAUCAAGACUUGAAUCCAUGCGGCGACAUGUUUUCUACUCGUGGAUCUUAUCAAGUUUCUACUCAAUCCUAUUUUGAUGGCUCUUAUGGUUGGGUUCAUGGACCAUCCCACUUGCAGCAGCAGUUCUUGCCUCCUCUAAAUAAAUGUAUGAAGCAUGUACCUCUUAAAGUAGACGGUUUUAUAUCUAAAGCUGAUGGCGGUCAAUGUAGUCAGAAGAGGUUCCUUGUGUUUGAUCAGUCUGGUGAUCCGACGACUCUGCUUGUUACUUCCGAUAUCCGGAAAUCUUUUGAGACCCUGAAACAGCCUGUCUGUCCUGAUAUGAAGGAAGAAAUCCAAAGAAGCAACAAAGAUUUGUUUGUUUGUCAAGGAAUGCAUGGAAAUAGCGAACCGGAUUUGAAGGAGGAUACGGAAGAACUAAAUGCUCUGCUUUACUCGGAAGGUGAGAGUGAUUAUUGUUCUGAAGAAGAUGAGGUUACAAGCUCAGACCAUUCCCCAAGCAUUGUAGUAUCAGCCCAUGAGGGCCAAAAAGCAUUUCUUGGAAGCUAUGGACAAUCAUUAAAUGCUAAAAAGAGAAAGACACUCGAGAGCGCAACGCCUUUUCUUGAAACCUCGAAUGAGAAUAUGCGGGACGCUGAAUCGAGCUGUGGUAGUUGUGACAAUGACAACACAGGGAUUAGUUUCUUAAAACGUUCAAAGACGUCUAGCAAGAAGAUAGGAGAAGAGAAGAUAUUUGAGACUGUAAGCCUUUUGCGCAGUAUAGUCCCCGGGGAGGAACUGGUGGACCCGAUCUUAGUCAUCGAUAGAGCCAUUGAUUACCUGAAAUCAUUGAAGAUGGAAGUCAAAAAUCGAGGACAUGGGACUCUUUGUUUGCAUGAUAUCUAAGAAAUUAGCAAUGAUAUGUGGACUUGUUUUCUAAACAAAGUAGUAGACAUAUUGGACCAUGGUACUCUUGUCAAGCUACAAAGGAUCAGCUUGGUGCUCAUUGGAAGAGAAACCAAACAUUGUUUUGGACUUUGGAGUUGCGAGAGAAGGAAUCGGAUUAAUAUGCAAAUUGAAUAUUUGUUGAUGAUUAAGCUGGAUUGAUAAAUUUUUAUUUUAGUCGUUUAGCUGUUUGUUAUAUCAUGUAUGUUACUUGAUUCUACCUUUUCUAUAAGAUUUUGUAGGUGUGGUUUUUAUUGUUCAUGCGUGAGUCGUGUGGACGAGAGAAUCAUAUAUGGGAAAAGCUGAAUAACCAUUUUCA
Arabidopsis lyrata subsp. lyrata is the source of this 2037-nucleotide messenger RNA. RefSeq names its product transcription factor bHLH145. Bases 720 to 1679 code for a protein of 319 amino acids. NCBI's taxonomy places the organism in Eukaryota, Viridiplantae, Streptophyta, Magnoliopsida, Brassicales, Brassicaceae. The transcript has 3 exons. The record is from RefSeq and is a predicted model, not a curated record. Gene Ontology annotation, molecular function: protein dimerization activity.